Penicillium taxi is the source of this 267-nucleotide messenger RNA. RefSeq lists its product as uncharacterized. Bases 1 to 267 code for a protein of 88 amino acids. The record is from RefSeq and is a predicted model, not a curated record. The transcript has a single exon. Lineage: Eukaryota; Fungi; Ascomycota; Eurotiomycetes; Eurotiales; Aspergillaceae.
AUGGUAUCUGAUUGGCUUUAUCGAGAAGGAAAGGAGCGUAACAAACCUGCGCAGGUGUCCACAGGUGCACAGCCUUGGAAAUGUUCUUCUAGUGAUGCAACCAGACCGAAAAGGAUUCACUGUGAUCUCGGGACCAACUAUACAGGCCAUCAGGUCACCUUCGCCUCCAUCUUCAAGUUCGAGUUUCGAGCUUGUCAUCACCCUACAUUCGUACACUCCGCUCCAUGGGGCUUGGAUUUUAUUUCCGCUACGAACCACGGUCCAUAG